Molecule: messenger RNA, 1459 nt
Organism: Aegilops tauschii subsp. strangulata
Lineage: Eukaryota; Viridiplantae; Streptophyta; Magnoliopsida; Poales; Poaceae
Product: probable magnesium transporter NIPA9
Biological process (GO): magnesium ion transport
Cellular component (GO): membrane
Molecular function (GO): magnesium ion transmembrane transporter activity
Source: RefSeq, a predicted model, not a curated record
GCGACGCGACCCAGGCACCAACGAGAGAGCACGCACCACCGGCGGCACCCACGCUCGGGCACGGGGGCGCACGACACGACGAGAAAAGGACGCCACCCGGCCACCUCCUCGGCUCCUCCCCCUCGUGGUCUCCUCCUCCGCCCACACCCAAAAAGCUCUAGGGAAACCUCCUGGUGCCGGAUCGGAUCGGGGAUGUGGGAGUCGGUGGCGCUCACGCUGGCCGGCGCCGCCGGCAACAGCAUCGGCAAGGUCCUCCAGAAGAAGGGCACCCACAUCCUCCCUCCCCUCUCCUUCAAGCUCAAGGUCAUACGGGGCUACGCGCUCAACAGGCUCUGGAUCAGCGGCUUCCUCCUCGACAUGUGCGGCGCCGCCCUCAUGCUCACCGCGCUCUCGCAGGCGCCGGUCUCUGUCGUGCAGCCGAUUGCCGGCUGCGGCCUCGCCAUACUCUGCGUUUUCUCCCACUUUUACCUCAAGGAGGUCAUGAAUGGCCUCGAUUGGAUUGCCAUCACAAUGGCUGGUCUCGGCACCAUAGGAGUCGGUGUCGGAGGGGAGGAGCAGAAAGUGGAAGAGAUCCCCCUUUUCAGUAUACCUUGGCUGGUGCUCACCGUUGUCAUCUUGUUUGUUCUGCUCAACACUUGGCUUCAUAUCUACAAAAAGCAGAGGCGCGAACAAGAGUUGACUGGACCUGAAGUGAUCGAGGAGGUCAUAUACGGCUUAGAAUCAGGCAUUUUGUUUGGGAUUUCAUCAGUGAUCUCUAAGAUGGGAUUCGUGAUGUCUGAAAUGGGCUUUCCGAAGAUUGUUGUGCCAGCUGCCAUUUCUUGUAGUGUGGCCUGCAGUGCCGUGGGAUUUGUUUACCAGACUCGAGGUCUCAAGCAUGGGAGGGCAAUUGUUGUGUCCACAUGUACAUCAGUGGCAUCUAUUGUGUCUGGUGUUGUGGCUGGUAUGGUUGCACUUGACGAACAUCUGCCGACAGCUCCCGCAGGACGUUUUUUUCUCUUGCUUGGAUGGUUCUUCAUUAUUACGGGGGUGAUACUACUUGUUACUUCAACCGGAGUGAUUGCGCGCCUACCUAAGCCUGUGCAGAAGUUUUUGAAGAGUAAUAUGGAGCGUUCGCACAGCAUCAGGAGGCCUGGAUCAGCCCGAGGGAAGGAUUCCAACCAAAGCACAACAAUCCAUGCCUCGACAUUACAUAUACUAACCUCUACAGGGAAAGAGAAGGCCUAGAGGUGCUACUGGAGCAUGACUGUCUUAACACCUUUGAUGGGUCCAAUCACUAAUGUGAAUGUACAAGUCUAGAGUAGCAUCUCAAAAGUUUGGGCUGGCUGCUCAUAUACUGACUGCCCUUAUAGAUCUAACAGCAACAGAAGUUCGUAAAAUCUGCUGUGAAUUUUGAUCAAGUUACAUACCUUCCUGUGGUCAGUUGUAAGUGGUAUAUUAGUUUGUUCUCUUCCCUUUCGAA